Molecule: messenger RNA, 1080 nt
Organism: Hordeum vulgare subsp. vulgare (domesticated barley)
Lineage: Eukaryota; Viridiplantae; Streptophyta; Magnoliopsida; Poales; Poaceae
Product: putative protein TPRXL
Exons: 4
Coding region: 103-903 (266 amino acids)
Source: RefSeq, a predicted model, not a curated record
CGCAGCGCUGCCACUUCGCGGUUCAAAUUUCAAAAUCUUAAAGCAGGAGCGGACCCAUUCUUCUUCCUUCCUCCCUCCACCCACGCGGACUCGGAGCCAGCCAUGAGGAAGGCGCCCGCAGCCAAGCCCAAGCCCAAGCCCAGGGCCAGGGCCAAGGCGAAGGCCCAGCGCAAGGCGAAGGCCAGCAGCCCCGACUCCACCUCCGGCGCCUCCUCGCCGUCCGCCAGCGCCAGCGCCAGCGACGGGUCUCCCUCACCCUCUCCCUCUCCCGUCGCACGCGGCCGCGGCGGCCUCCUCUCGGCAUCCAAGCCCAAGCCCAAGCCCAGGGCGAUGGAGAAGGCCAAGCCCAAGGGGAAGGCGAAGGCCAGCAGCCCCGACCCCCUCUUCGGCGCCUCGUCGCCGUCCGCCAGCGCCGGGUCUCCCUCUCCUGUCGCGGUCGGGCGAGGCUUCCUCUCGCCCUCCUUACCGGUGGCGACGCCCCAGACCAGAUCCCCCCUCUCCGCGGCGGCCAAGUCCACCCCGGCCUCCAUCUCCACCGUCGGCGACCUGAGGGGCCUCGCCGCGUCCAGCCUCGACUCGCUCAAGCGCCGCCUCGACGCGCUCCACGCCGACAACGCCCGUGACCUCGAGGCCUCCCACUCCCGCAUCUCCAAGCGCAUCAAGAUGCACACGCAGAGCUGCCUGAAGAUGGCGGAGGAGGCGGAGAAGGAGCAUAAGAAGAUGGUCGACAAGGUCUCACAGCAAGCCGACGAGAUGAAGGCAUCGUACAAGAAGUUGGUGACAGAGGUGCAGUCGUCUUCGUCUCGUGUGUGCAAGGUGACCUUACCUGAGAUGGCAAAGUCCGUGGCCAGAGCUCUCGAUGGCCUGCGCAGUCGCUACAACAUCCCACCUACAACAGCUUAGCAUACAGUUUCUGCUACGUCUCUGAAUUGGUAAUCACCUCUCCUGUUUCCAAAUUGGCAUCCUGUAUGCGUUUGGUCAUGUUCAGUAAAUUUGCAUGAACGUACGAGCGUUUGUCCAUGAGAUCGAAUUGGCAGAUGUUAGUAUCUACCAGGGACAGUAAUUGUUGGUUACAGGUUA